AUGGGCUUCUACGGGACCUUGAAGCUCAUCUUCAACAAGGUGAAGAGGAAGCUCGAUCACGUUCCUGAGGGUCGGCCGUUUUCAUCCGGGAAGAAGCAGUGCCGAGGCGAUGCUUACUUCAGUCCGUCCGACGCGGUCCAGAGCCCACCUGCCACCUUUGGGGAGUUGCGACUGGCCAACGGGCAUUCGGCUCAACGGCGGCGCGUCACCUCGGGCCCGCCCCCUUGCGGCCUGCAAGACUGGCUUCGCACGUUUCAGGCGUGGAGCGUUCCCGAGAGGUUGCUUGCGCUCGACCAGUUGAUCGACAGAUGUGAAACGGGGCAGGUCAAGCAUGUUAUGCAGCUCAUUGAACCGCAGUUCCAGAGGGACUUCAUCUCCCUGCUGCCGAAAGAGCUGGCUCUCUACGUGCUCAACUUCCUAGCGCCGCGAGACCUGCUGCAGGCUGCCCAGACCUGCAGGUACUGGAGGAUCUUGGCUGAAGACAACCUGCUAUGGAGAGAGAAGUGCCGUGAAGAAGGCGUGUCCGAGUUCUCAUCACCCCGGCGCAGGAAGUGCGUCAGGUCCGGCGCGGCGCUGGGCACGUGGAAGUCGACGUACAUCCGUCAACAUCGCAUCGAGAGCAACUGGAGGAACGGAGACGCACGGCAGGCAAAGGUGCUGAAAGGUCACGACGACCAUGUGAUCACGUGUCUCCAGUUCAGCGGCGACCUCAUCGUCAGCGGUUCUGAUGACAACACGCUCAAAGUGUGGUCAGCCAUAACUGGCAAGUGCUUGCGUACCCUGACGGGCCACACGGGCGGCGUGUGGUGCAGUCAGAUGGCGGUCACCACAGUGAUCAGCGGCUCCACCGACCGGACGCUGCGGGUGUGGGAUGCCGACAGCGGAGAAUGCGUCCACACUCUUUACGGGCACACGUCCACCGUGCGCUGCAUGCAUCUCCACGGCAACCGUGUGGUGUCGGGGUCACGGGACACGACCCUGCGCAUGUGGGACUUGGCGAGCGGUCGCUGCGAGCAUGUGCUGACAGGCCACGUGGCGGCGGUGCGCUGCGUCCAGUACGACGGUCGACGCGUGGUGUCAGGGGGCUAUGACUACAUGGUGAAAGUGUGGGACCCCCAAACGGAGGCCUGUCUCCACACUUUGCAGGGACACACCAACCGGGUGUAUUCACUACAGUAUGACGGCGUUUUUGUGGUGAGUGGCUCGCUGGAUACGUCUAUCCGGGUUUGGGACGCAGAAACAGGUGGAUGUAUCCAUACGCUGACGGGCCACCAGUCCUUGACCAGCGGGAUGGAGCUUCGGGACCGCAUCUUGGUAUCUGGGAACGCCGACUCCACAGUUCGUGUAUGGGAUAUCCGAACGGGACGUUGUCUGCACACCCUGCAAGGUCCCAACAAGCACCGGUCGGCGGUGACGUGCCUGCAGUUCUGCCGGGGUCUGGUCCUGUCCAGUUCGGAUGAUGGCACAGUCAAACUGUGGGACCUCCGUACGGGUGCUUGGCUGCGUGACGUGGUGGCGCUGCAGAGCUGUGGAUCUGGUGGCGUGGUUUGGCGCAUCAAGGCGUCAGACACCAGGCUUGUUUGCGCGGCCGGCAGCAGGGUCGGAACCGAGGAGACCAAACUGCUGGUGCUUGACUUCGACCUUGAGGAGCGGCAAACGGAUAAGAAGACACCGACCGAGUCGGACAAAGAUGACGUCGGGGAGGAUUUGAUUUGCUAG
Messenger RNA from Nerophis lumbriciformis (worm pipefish), 1719 nucleotides. NCBI's taxonomy places the organism in Eukaryota, Metazoa, Chordata, Actinopteri, Syngnathiformes, Syngnathidae. The record is from RefSeq and is a predicted model, not a curated record.